Labrus bergylta (ballan wrasse) is the source of this 2117-nucleotide messenger RNA. The record is from RefSeq and is a predicted model, not a curated record. Lineage: Eukaryota; Metazoa; Chordata; Actinopteri; Labriformes; Labridae.
GUACCCUGAAGUCCAGAGUUCUUUACUCAGAGGGUAAAUGUGUGUUACUAAGUUGAAUGUUGAAGCCUCAGAGUUUAAAAAAAGAGACAGCAGGACUCUGAAGCCCGAUGGGGGACAGAUGGGUGACGUCACUCUCUCUCUCCUUUACUGCGACUCUCAGGUGAAGAUGAACGCGGCGGUCGCACAAAGGCACGCCGCCUCUUUUCUCCCCGACAUCACGCAGAACAGGAAGAGACACAGGAAGAGUUUCCAUCACAGCUGGAUGAAGGAGACUCUGGGAGCUGCUGUAGCUUCAGAUCCAUCAGAUGAUCUCCUCCUCUCCAGGGCGGACGUCUCAAAGUUUAAAAACCCUUUGAAGCAGAUCGUCUGUGUGGAGAUGCUUCAGGAAGGUUUCCACAGGUCGUACUCUGAGCUCUUCUUCCUGCUGACCUGUGAUCAGAAUCGCAGGGCGGCGGCCAAACCCGGCUCCGCUCUCUCUCUUCAGACUCCGCUGGAAGAACAACAAGACAAACUGGAGACGAUGAGACGUCACCUGAGCAGAGCGGAGCAGGCCGAACGCACCAGCUCCUGGACUGUGGCGUGCGAGCAGUGUCUGUUUCUAGGCGGGUUCUUCUCGUCUGUGGAGGAUCUCUGGAUCAGUUUGCACUUUUACCACAGCUGUGCAGAGAGAGAGCACGGGGGGCGAUCGAGACCGGCUACUGAGGCCCGAGUGUGUUUGUCUGAAGUCUACCUGCAGACAGGUGAUGUGGAGCAGGCGAGGCAGCAGGCCGAGCGCUGCAUCCAGCAGGUGGAGGAGGGAGGCUGGCUCGACUCUGACGGUCGGCCCCUCAGGCUCCGGGGCCGCAUGGUGCUGUGGAGGAUCUACAGCCGGAUGGCGGACUCUCUGCUGGACGCUGAAGACUACAACGAGGCCCUGACGCUGCUGCACAGAGGAUACAGCAUGGCUGCAGCGUCUGAAGACAAACAGGUGGAAGCAGAAGCCGCCUACCGCCUGGGCCUGACCAAUCAGAGAGCAGGAGACCACAACACAGCCAAACAUUUCUUCAACAUGUGCAUGAAGAUUUUCGGCACACUGGAGGACGCAGACGGACUGGGGAAGUCCUACAAGGCUAUGGCCAAGUCUCUGGAGAGUGAGGAAAACGUAGAUGAGACCGUUCGGUGUUUGGAGAAGUUAGCUGAUAUCUCACUUAAGAGUGGACUGCAGCACAACCUGGUGGACGCCUACCUGAGUCUGGGUAACAUCUACUUUAAUAGGAGUCAGUACCUGAGAGCCUGUGAGUUUUUUCUGCAGGGUUAUGAAGUCGCCCGUGACCUGGGAGACAUUCCUCUGCUGGAGAAAUCACAGGUGUUUGUUGCCACUGCUCGCGCUCAAUGCCUAAUCAGGAAGUACACCGCUGACCUGAAGUCGGCCACGCCCACCGCCCUGCAACGACUUCUGGCCUGGGGAAAACCCCGAGCAGCUCAGGAUUUCAGUUCAGACUCUCCGGAUGAUCCUGAGUCUCCCAUGUACCCCUGAUACUGAUAAAGACGGCUGUUAUUUAUUUAUGAUAGCAGCUCAAACAAACAGGCUGUCGUUCAUUUUUCUCUUUAGAAUCAAAUAUUUACAAUAAAAAAAAACGUUUUUGGAUGAUUUCAGCGGCAUGAGAAUCUGUAUUUACAAAGGUCACAUAUUCUCCUCCUCAUCAGUUUAAAUAAGUGUCAGAACUCCUCAAAAGAUUAAGUUUCUAGUUCUAAAUCCUCUCUAAUCCUGAUCCUGGUCUUGUCUCGGAGCACUCUGGUCCCAGGUCUGUCUUGGUCUCGGUUAGUGUGUCUUGACUAACUGACACACGUCAUUGCCAGUAAAAUCAAAAACACAUCUUAACAAUCAUCACAUUUACAAACAUUACAGAUGUUAGAUCGAGGUGCGAGUUCACAGUCUGAUAAAAAUGAAAUAAAUGUUGUUUGAAAAGAAGACUACUUUACUAAGUAGUUAGAAAGACUACUGACACACUUCUGAUAUCAGGUUAUACAACCUUUAAAAGUCUUCAAUUAUUUAACUGUAAUUAAAUAAACGACUGACUUAGGCGACAGUAGCUCGUUCUGUAGGGAAUCAGAGGCUCGCCGGUUCAAGUCACUUA